AUGUCGAGAGAACGAAUUAAGAUAUUCCUCAAGAAAAUUGUGGAAGGUGGCAGGGAGUUCGCUGUUUGGGAGAUAGAUUUGAAAUCAGUGAAGGUUGCAAGGCGGUAUUGCAUAAUGUUAAUAGUAACGUUGACCAUAGGUCUGGUGUCGACCACUAUAGAGGGAAUCGUGGUUUAUAUAAAAGAAGGUAUCCCCAUUCGCACAGAAGUAGUGCUAUAUCCUUCUCCACAAGACACAGGGAUUGUCAUUAAUAUCUUGAGAACAUUGGUCGAAAUUCACUGGUGGCUACUGAUACAAUUGAUGACAGCUGUGGACUGCUUGGUUGCUACCUCGCUAGUCUUCGUGGGAUAUAAAUUCAGGACCCUCGAAGCGUACUUCGGCAGUCUCAGGCAGAAGUAUUUGCAGCGCUCGGGCGAAAACUUGGAUGUUUUAGAGAGAGAUUUCCGCAAAGACUUCAUCACAGGCAUCAAAUUUCAUAAAGAAAUAUUAUGGAGCCAACGUAACCUCCAAUACGCUUUAGGGACCACGUACAGCAUUCAAAUCACUGAAGGUCUCCUAUUGCUGUCGCUAGCAAUGGUCAAAAUGGUGACAAUGGAACAAAAUUCAGCCACUCUCUUCCAAUUCUUGAGCUACAUGGCGUGUGUGACCUUGUUAACGGGAGCCUACAUGCUGUCGGGUGGAGAUAUCAUCAUCGAGGCAGAGAAAAUUCCCAAUGCGAUAUUCAACUCAGGCUGGGAGUUGACCCGUUCAAGCCAGCGCCUGCGCUCAUUAGUUGUGAUCUCCAUUAUCCAGAGUCAAGUUCCCGUCUUCAUGACUGCUUUUGGAAUU
Messenger RNA from Hyposmocoma kahamanoa, 828 nucleotides. RefSeq lists its product as uncharacterized. Gene Ontology annotation, biological process: sensory perception of smell; detection of chemical stimulus involved in sensory perception of smell. NCBI's taxonomy places the organism in Eukaryota, Metazoa, Arthropoda, Insecta, Lepidoptera, Cosmopterigidae. The transcript has 6 exons. The record is from RefSeq and is a predicted model, not a curated record. Gene Ontology annotation, cellular component: plasma membrane. The annotation marks the transcript as partial. Gene Ontology annotation, molecular function: olfactory receptor activity; odorant binding.